Messenger RNA from Rhopalosiphum padi (bird cherry-oat aphid), 2426 nucleotides. RefSeq lists its product as uncharacterized. NCBI's taxonomy places the organism in Eukaryota, Metazoa, Arthropoda, Insecta, Hemiptera, Aphididae. The record is from RefSeq and is a predicted model, not a curated record. The transcript has 5 exons. The coding region runs from base 308 to 844 and encodes 178 amino acids.
AUUAUUCGUUACAAAACCCAACACACUCGUGUCGUCUCGUAUAAACAAACAACUGCAGCCGCAGCCUGUCUCACUGGCCACUCGUAAGUCGCAACUGUCCGUCCGCGUUCAGCACAUCCACGUACGUCGCACGUUACAGUUUUUGUUUUUUAAACGCCAACGAAUUUAUCGCCGGUCCGCGUCCCGGUGUCAGUCGACCUACCGUAAACAAUCGCCGUAGAGGUGCGUCUAACGAAGCGCGCCACCAGACCGGAGACGACGAUCACGAUAUCAUAACACAACCAGCGUCGUCACAAUUGCCGCCGCGAUGUCCGAAGUGGCUGCCGAGAACAACGUACCUUCAGUUCAGGAAGGUGAGAAGCGUGGACGUAAGAGAAAUACAGGAUCUCGUACAAGUGCUAUAAAUGCAACCUAUGCUGAAGCUGAAUUGAUUACCAAGGGAUUGAAUAAUACUGAUGAUGUUGAUGGAAGGAGAACGACCAGAUCCUCUACACGAGGUUCAACUGCAGCAUCAAAAUUAAAAAAUGAACCUCCAGCAAAAAAAGAGAAAAAAGCACCAGCCGUUAAAGGCAAACGAGGAAGGCCAAAGGCAGUCACGAAAGAAGAGAGUGAAGAAGUAGUAUCGGCUGAAGAAAAUGGUAUUGCUGAUAAUGAUGUAGACUCUAAAGCUGAUAAGGGUGGAAGUUCCACAGAAGAAGAAGUAGAUUCAAAAACCGAAGAUAAAAUUGAAAAUGGAAAUUCAUCAGCUGAAGAAGAGAAGAAAGUUGAAGAGACAAAGGAAUCAACUGAUGAAUCUGAUAAGCCUGCAGUAACAGAGGAAAAAAAAGAGUCCUCAAGCCCGUAAGAUACGAAUCAAAAUGCUAAAAUACUUUAGUGUUUAAUAAGUUUAGUGUUAAGCAAGAUAUUUAAUACUUAAAUUUAUUCUGAUAGUUAUUAUCAUGAUUUUGGUACAAGUUUAUUUUAAUUUAGUAACUACACUUUUUUUUUAACUAGCCUAUCCUGGUGAUAGGCAUUGACUUAAUUCUGGGCAAUUGAAUUUCAUCCCAUGUAAUAAAUAUAGUUCUCAAACACUUCACGUAAAGAAAAAAAGCAUUACAUACUGAUUAUGUUACCAUUAUGUGUAUUGCCAAUAUUGGCAAACUUCCUAUCGCAGUUAUUUUGUAUUGGAUUUAAUCUGUCCGAUUAAUUUAAAUAAUUUGUAAUUCACAUUAAUAUUUACUUAUCUUUUUUUGUAACAAAAAAAAAAAAAAAAACUAUUUAAAAUAUAAUAGAUAUUUUGUUUAAUAUAAUGUUGACUCAGAUAUUUUAUUAUUUAUUUCAAUGAAAAUUCAAAUUUAUAUUUUUGUUUUUGUGAAGAGAAAUGUAAUUAAAGUUGUGCGGAUGAAAAAAAUUCUAAAUAUUUUGCAUGCGUUCAAUAAAAAAAAUUAUGAAUUUUGUCAUUUUAAAUAUCUAUUUAUAUAUCUACUAUACAUAUAAAUAUAGUACUUAGAGUGGUUUGUAGAGAAGCAAUCAAAUUGGUCGUAGGUAUACGUAUAUAUUUUUUUUAAACAUACGACUAAACUUCUAACCUCCUUUUUCAAUUCCGUUUAAAUUGAUCUAUAGACACUAAAUAUGUGAAUUAUUUCUAAUUAGGUAUAAAUGAAGUAUAUAUUUUAUAGGUAUUAAUAUGAACAAUAAAAUGCGUGAUUUAUUAAACAAAAAUAUAUGCCUACUAUCAUUAUUAGAAUAUUUAAUUUUUAAAAUACUGUUCUUAUUACAUUUAAACUUCUAUACAUUUCUUUUAUAGCGUUAAAAAUGAUAUUUAUAUUAAACGUAUCAUUUUUAUGAUAUAUAUUUAUAUUUAUUAUAAUAUAUAUAAUAUACAUACAUAGGAUGUAAAUUACUAUUGUGAAUAAGAUAAUAUUAUUUUAAUAUAAAUAUUAUACUAUUAAGUACACUAAUGUAUUUUUACGGCACAACAGCAAUAUAUAAAUUGAAAAUAUUAUUGUAUCAAAGUGGUCAUUUUUUAUUUUACCUAUAUAUAUUAUAUUAUAUAAAUUUCAUUUUAUUUUAUUAAAUUGUUUUUUUCCUAACGAACAUAAGUGAUUGACGUUCAAUUAAUAUUUGUAAAUUUUUUGUGGUAUGAUUUUUUUUGUUUUUUAAUUAUUUUUUUUUGAAUAGAGCCAAGUAUGUCUUCAGAUGUUUAUGUACGCACGGGAACUUUUAGUAAACCUUUUUCUGUACUUUAGUCGAUAGUCUUAUUGAAGUGAAUAAUUUUUAUUUUUUAUCAAUUUUUUCAGCACUCAUUUAUGUUGGCUGUUUGGCUCUUGUUCCAAUUACCUUUCUUGUUUAGGUUUAAUUCUAGAAAUGAAAUGUAAUUAUAUAUAUGUUUAUAUUUCAAUAUAUACAUAUAUAAAUAUAUAAUAAAUACAAUUUUAAGAAUAAAA